This is a messenger RNA of Asterias rubens (European starfish), 507 nucleotides long. Its product is annotated as sentrin-specific protease 8-like. The record is from RefSeq and is a predicted model, not a curated record. Gene Ontology annotation, molecular function: cysteine-type peptidase activity; deNEDDylase activity. Bases 1 to 507 code for a protein of 168 amino acids. Lineage: Eukaryota; Metazoa; Echinodermata; Asteroidea; Forcipulatida; Asteriidae. The transcript has 5 exons. Gene Ontology annotation, biological process: proteolysis.
AUGGCGGCUGGUUCGGAAGAGAAAGUUCUGAGUUACCACGACAGCCUUUUGAGGAACAAUGAUUUACUUCUUCUUGAUGGUCCACAUUGGCUAAAUGAUAAGCUGAUUGGGUUUGCAUUCGAAUACUUUGAGUACGAAAGAUUUAAAAGGAUUGCCGAUAAAGUAGCUUUCAUUGGUGCAGAGGUGACGCAGUGCAUCAAACUCAGCAAUGAUUCCGAGGUUGGAAUGUUCAUUGAGCCUUUGAACUUGCCGCAAAAAGACUACGUGUUUAUGGCGGUCAACAAUAACCAGGCUCAAAUGACUACUGGAGGAACUCACUGGAGUCUGCUUGUUUACAACAGACCAGAAGGCAAGUUCAGCCACUACGACUCGGUUGGAUCCAGUAAUCAAAGCCCCGCCAUGUCGUUGAGCUGCAAACUCCAUCCAUUUCUUACAGCGGCAGGUGACUUGACUCUUGUAGCUGAAGAGUGCCCUCAGCAGGAGAAUGGUGAGUCAAGAUACCUUUAG